Suncus etruscus (white-toothed pygmy shrew) is the source of this 659-nucleotide messenger RNA. RefSeq names its product cytokine like 1 (gene CYTL1). The transcript has 4 exons. The record is from RefSeq and is a predicted model, not a curated record. Bases 40 to 456 code for a protein of 138 amino acids. Lineage: Eukaryota; Metazoa; Chordata; Mammalia; Eulipotyphla; Soricidae. Gene Ontology annotation, biological process: positive regulation of transcription by RNA polymerase II.
GGGGCGACACUUCCAGCCUGCAAGAGGCCCCUCUGCACCAUGCCGAGUCUGCUGCUCCCAGCGCUGCUCCCUCUGCUGCUGCUGCUGGCCCGGCCACUCACCGUGAGGCCAGCACCCCCGACCUGCUACUCCCGGAUGCUGGCCCUGAGCAGGGAGAUCACGGGCCUGUCAGAGGGUCUGCAGGCGGCGGAGUCUCAGGAGCCUUGUGUAAGCUACCUUCCCCGGCUGUACCUGGACAUACAUAAUUACUGUGUGCUGGCCAGGCUGAGGGACUUCGUGGGGACGCCACCGUGCUGGCACGUGGAUGUGGUCGACUCCCUGCGGAACAAAGCACGGAAGCUGUACACCAUCAUGACCACCUACUGCAGAAGGGACCUGGUCUUCCUAUCAGAUGACUGCAGUGCCUUGGACUCCCCGCCCCCUGUGACCACCAUCCCCCCUGAAGAUCAUCGCUGAGGCCAAGAAGCACCCCACCAUGGCACCCCAUCCCUUCCCUCUCUGCCUGAUCUCCUUCCUAGAAACCCACUUCCUUUGCCUUUACUUCUCCUGGGCCUGGCCUAGAUGCUGGGAACCCAGCAUGCAGGACAACGGUCAAUGCUUUCUGGUGAACCCCUGCCCUGAAAUGUGUGUGAAAACCCCCUCCAGUCCCCUUAUGUGGG